ACGGGACUACGUUACCCAUGAGGCGCCGGGGCCGCCGCCGGAAGCGCGGUGCCGCCGCAGGGGGUUGUGGGUGGCGGCCUUCUUCCUUUCCGGCGUUGGGCGCCAUCGGUCCCGGUAACCAAACAUGGGUGCCUACAAGUACAUCCAGGAGUUGUGGAGGAAGAAGCAGUCAGAUGUGAUGCGUUUCCUCCUCCGUGUCCGCUGCUGGCAGUACCGCCAGCUGUCGGCUUUGCAUCGCGCUCCCCGGCCAACCAGGCCAGACAAAGCUCGCAGGCUGGGAUAUAAGGCCAAGCAAGGUUAUGUUAUCUACCGUGUCCGUGUUCGCCGUGGUGGUCGUAAGCGCCCUGUCCCAAAAGGUGCAACCUAUGGGAAGCCUGUGCAUCAUGGUGUCAACCAGCUGAAGUUUGCCCGCAGCCUUCAGUCUGUAGCAGAGGAGCGUGCUGGCCGUCACUGUGGGGCUCUGAGAGUCUUGAACUCCUACUGGGUGGGUGAAGAUUCCACUUACAAGUUUUUUGAGGUGAUCCUGAUCGAUCCCUUCCACAAGGCCAUCCGGCGCAACCCCGAUACCCAAUGGAUCACCAAGCCCGUUCACAAGCACAGAGAGAUGCGUGGGCUGACGUCAGCCGGGAGGAAGAGCCGCGGUCUUGGCAAGGGCCACAAAUUCCAUCACACCAUUGGUGGCUCACGUCGUGCCGCCUGGAGAAGGCGUAAUACCCUGCAGCUGCACCGCUACCGCUAAUUCUUGUAAACACAACGGUCUAAUAAAGCUGAUGUGGGUUGUCAAAUUGAA
Coturnix japonica (Japanese quail) is the source of this 790-nucleotide messenger RNA. RefSeq names its product ribosomal protein L15 (gene RPL15). Gene Ontology annotation, biological process: cytoplasmic translation. Gene Ontology annotation, cellular component: cytosolic large ribosomal subunit; ribosome. Gene Ontology annotation, molecular function: structural constituent of ribosome; RNA binding. Lineage: Eukaryota; Metazoa; Chordata; Aves; Galliformes; Phasianidae. The record is from RefSeq and is a predicted model, not a curated record.